AUGGCAACUGGCAUUCUACUGUUGGUUUUGGUGUGCAUUGUGCUUCUAGCUUUGUUCAUGUUCCUCUCUAUUGGAAUCACAUUUGGAAAGCUACUUCAGUACAAGGAAGUUCAUCAAGAAGGUUUGACAUUUCACUGGUACCAAGAGCUUGUGAGAGUAACUCUGGGGCCAGGUAAAAGAGGCCAGUGGACAUGGAAAGAACAACCUAAAUCUGUUUAUCUAACCAUCUUUGGCCCCCUGUUUGAAGACUUAAGAGGCCCUCCAAAGUACAUGCUUUCACAGAUAUCUGGUGGUACUGGCAAUCCUCCGAGUCAAAGAGACUGCAUCAUUGCCUCAGAUGAUGAAACAGAAGAUGCAGAAGCACCGUUCAUCCAAAAGUUGUUUGGGAUUCUUAGGAUAUAUUACGUGUUUCUGGAAUCCAUAAGGCGUGUCUCCCUGGGAAUUUUGGCAGGUCUCUUUGUUCCGGCUCGGUCUUCUAAGACUCCGGUGAUUAUUAUGCUGUCUAUGACUUCUUUUCAGCUAUUCUUCAUGCUGUUAAAGAAACCUUUCAUAAAGAAAAGGGUUCAGCUAGUGGAGAUAAUCUCACUCACCUGCGAACUUACGUUAUUUGCUACUUGUUUUGUCCUCUUGAAGAAGGACUUUUCUGUGAGAGCUGAGACUCAGACUGGGAUUUUUAUGCUUGUGCUGUUCCUAGUGGGGUAUUGUGCACAGAUCAUUAAUGAAUGGUAUGCUUUAUAUGUGCAAACAAAGAUGCUGGACCCUGAGGAAAAAUCACUCUUGACAGGUUUGAAAAAUGCCUCCAUUGGGUUUCUUCUGUAUUUCAUCCCUCAAAAGUGCAUUAAAGACUUGGUAAAGAGGUUACCACAAGAUGGAAAUGGGAAUGAAGAGCCUAGAGACACUGCUUCAGGUGGUGACAGGUCAAGGCUCUCAAGUAGUAGAAGCUCAGGUACACCUGAUAAAGCAUGGUUGAAACAGCUAAGGGAAUUUGCAAAGUCUAGCUUUGGUAGGGAAAGAAGUGUAAAUGAUCCUUCUACUAGUGGCACUACUGGAUGGAGUGGGUUCUGGGGAAACAAAAGGAGUGGAAGCUCGUCUUCUGAUUUCAAGUCAAAAUCAAGUUCAUUGUACAAAGAUAUGGAAGCCAUUUUUUCUUCCAAUUGA
Molecule: messenger RNA, 1158 nt
Organism: Sphenostylis stenocarpa
Lineage: Eukaryota; Viridiplantae; Streptophyta; Magnoliopsida; Fabales; Fabaceae
Source: the annotation of a GenBank genome assembly